Messenger RNA from Acomys russatus (golden spiny mouse), 837 nucleotides. RefSeq names its product thioesterase superfamily member 4 (gene Them4). NCBI's taxonomy places the organism in Eukaryota, Metazoa, Chordata, Mammalia, Rodentia, Muridae. The record is from RefSeq and is a predicted model, not a curated record.
GUUAAUAGCCGCGAGCCGGCCGGUCCGGUGGAGCGGAUCUUUCUGGAUGAGAGGAGGAGACAGCGGCUUCCUGCCCUCGGCCUGAGCGAUGCUGAGAAGCUGCGCUGUGCGCCUGCGCGCUCUUGGGGCUCCGCCUGCGAGGGGGCCCGGCGCGGCUAGGAGGUUAUUUUCUUCUGAGGAAGUCACUCAGAAGGACUAUGCUCUCCCUAACCCCAGCUGGGAUAAGGACCUAAGACUCCUUUUUGGCCAGUUCAUGAAGAAAUGUGAAGAUGGCUCCUGGAAACGUUUGCCUUCAUACAGACAAAACCCUUCUCAAGUCCUUCAAGACUUCCACACCCGCUUUGUUGACCCCAGGUUGAGGAAGGAAGAACAGUUAAUUAAGUUAAAGAAGGCCCAACAGUUCACCAGAAGCUUGGAGGAAGGGCUGGGCUUUGAGUAUGUCAUGUUCCAUAACAGCAUUGAGAAGAGGGUUGUGUGCAUCUUCCAAGGAGGCCUUCACCUGCAGGGAGUGCCUGGGUUUGUCCAUGGAGGUGCCAUCGCGACCAUGGUUGAUGCCACUACCGGCACGUGUGCCAUUUCUGAGGGAAUUGCCAUGACUGCCAACCUCAACAUCAACUAUAGAAAACCCAUCCCCCUGUCUUCUGUUGUGGUGCUAAACAGCCAACUUCAAAAAAUCGAAGGAAGGAAACUUUAUGUUUCCUGUACUAUUCAAAGUGCUGAUGAGAAGAUUUUAUACACAGAGGCAACAGCCUUGUUUAUAAAGCUGGAUCCUGACAAGCGUUUGACAUAAAAGAACUUGUGGUGGAUCCACCUGCUCCGCAUGAGGCUCCCCACCCU